GUCCUCCCUACAAACCUGACUAUGCAUUUCCAGAGAUCGCCCGCAUGAAUCCCUCUUCCCAGGAGCGAGUGAGCGACGUACCCCGCCCCUCUGCGCGCCCCGUCGGGAGGCAGACAGCACACCCACCAAAGAGAACCCAGCCGAGUCGGUAACGGGAGAAGAUGGCAGAGCGGCAACAACAGAAACACGAAGGCAGGGUAAAAAUCGGCCAUUACAUCCUCGGCGACACGCUCGGAGUGGGCACGUUUGGAAAAGUGAAGAUCGGCGAGCACCAGCUGACAGGUCAUAAAGUGGCAGUGAAGAUAUUAAACAGGCAGAAGAUCCGCAGUCUCGAUGUAGUGGGAAAAAUCAAACGGGAAAUUCAGAACCUCAAGCUCUUCAGACAUCCACAUAUUAUCAAGCUGUACCAGGUGAUCAGCACUCCCACGGACUUCUUCAUGGUGAUGGAGUAUGUCUCUGGAGGUGAACUGUUUGACUACAUCUGCAAACAUGGAAGAGUAGAGGACACAGAAGCGCGUCGCCUGUUUCAGCAGAUCAUCUCAGCCGUAGACUACUGCCACAGACACAUGGUGGUGCACAGAGACCUCAAGCCUGAAAAUGUCCUGCUGGAUGCAAACAAAAAUGCCAAAAUUGCAGACUUUGGUCUGUCCAACAUGAUGUCUGAUGGGGAGUUCUUGAGGACAAGUUGUGGUUCACCCAACUAUGCAGCUCCAGAGGUUAUCUCAGGAAGACUCUACGCCGGCCCGGAGGUGGACAUCUGGAGCUGUGGGGUGAUCCUGUACGCCCUCCUGUGUGGGACCCUACCCUUUGACGAUGAGCACGUCCCCACUCUGUUCAAGAAGAUCCGAGGAGGGGUCUUCUACAUCCCCGAGUACCUGACGCGCUCUGUAGCCUCUCUGCUCAUGCUCAUGCUGCAGGUGGACCCUCUCAAACGAGCCACUAUCAAAGAUAUCAGAGAGCAUGAGUGGUUCAAGCAGGACCUGCCUGGGUACCUGUUCCCUGAGGACCCCUCGUACGACUCCACGGUCCUGGAUGAAGAGGCCGUCAGAGAAGUGUGUGAAAAGUUUGAGUGCACUGAGUCAGAGGUGGUGUCCAGUCUUUACAGUGGAGAUCCUCAGGACCAGCUGGCUGUUGCUUACCAUUUGAUCAUAGACAACCGGCGCAUCAUGACCCAGGCCAGUGAGUUCUACCUGGCCUCUAGUCCUCCACAGGGGUCCUUCAUGGAGGAUGGGAUGCCCCUCCCUCCUGGAGUCAAGCCUCACCCAGAGAGAAUGCCCCCCUUGUUGGCUGACAGCCCUAAAGCGCGCUGCCCCCUGGACGCCCUGAACACGACUCGGCCCAAACCUCUUACAGUGAAGAAGGCCAAAUGGCACCUGGGCAUCAGAAGCCAGAGCAGACCGUACGACAUCAUGGCCGAGGUGUACAGAGCAAUGAAGCAGCUCAACUUUGACUGGAAGGUGGUGAACCCCUAUCACCUGAGAGUGAGGAGGAAAAACCCAGUGACAGGGAACCUGGUGAAAAUGAGUCUGCAGCUGUACCAAGUGGACAACAGGUCUUACCUGCUCGACUUUAAAAGCAUCGAUGAUGACAUCAUGGAGGCAGUGGGCUUUAAGUCGGGCACAUCCACUCCCCAGAGGUCCGGCUCCACAGCUGGUUUGCACAGGCCCAGGCUUAGUAUAGACUCUCUCAGUCCAGCUCUGGAUCUGUCCCAGCUCAGCUCAUCUCUUCCUGGCACUCUGUCCCUGUCCUGCAGUGCCCCCCAGCUCGCCCCCCGACAGGGUUCUCACACCAUGGACUUUUUUGAGAUGUGUGCCAGCCUCAUCACCACUCUGGCCCGCUGAGGCUCUAGACCGAGGCUCUGGGCUGGAGCUCAAGGGCUGUAUCAGCCCAGUUACACUUGUGCUGGCUGUGCUCUGUCUCUACUGUUUUUAAAGUGCACUGUGCAUCCAAAAAGGCAGAGACAGAAGUACAGGGAAUUGAAAGCAUUUAUUCUUAUUCUCGCAAAGUCAUUGGGUCGAGGUAAAGGCCAGAGAUGUUGGAUCUGACUCAGCAGAGAUAAAGUUAACUGUAGCUCCACCCCUCCUUCUCUCUCUCCUGCACACAGCUCCCCACAGCGGAGAGCUGCAGGGCAUCCUGCUGAGGCUGACAAAGGUCAGAUUGACAUCUGUCUUUAUUUUAUUAAGGCACCACGUGUUAGACCUGAUAGUAUAGUAGUGUCAGAGGAACACAAUGCUUUUUAAGUUCAAAUGGUUUCUACUGAAACAGUUUUUGUUAUUCGUGGAUAUUUGUAUUGUGUACUACAUUAUACACAGAUAAAAUACCAAAAAGAGUUUAUAUAUUAUAUAGAUGGUGACUAUCAAAUCUAUUUAUUUUUGAGAGCAGUUAGCUUUGUUUAACAUCUGUUUAGAGAGAAUCAUGAAAAUAUUUUAGAACUGUUAUUUAUGUUUGAGACAAGAUAUAUUGUGCUGUUGAAUGGAGGUAUGGAUAUAGUUUUUCACAUCGCACACACUACUCUUCACAAGCCCUCCCUCGAGAUCAGCCAUUAGUUUAUACAGCAUUAUUAAAAUGUACCACGCACAUGGCUCCUUUCCACUCGAGCUGAGUCCGUUAGACUGACAUGUUGAGUGACUGUUAAUGUGCUGCUUGCUCAUGUGUGCUCCCAGUGUAAUUAAAGAGAAGACGUACGGUGACACGGAGAGGACACACAUGUCACACACCACACGGAGACUGAGGGCUGUAGUCACCAUCACGCCACCAUUUUGUUUUUAAUGCUGUGCAAUAGAAAGGUUACUUAAGGCUAUCAGUGUUGCUGUUUUUCUUACUGUAAUAUUUAUACAAUAUUAUUUAGCAGCACCCUAAAGCUGUAUAGAGAAUAAGCCACAGACACUUUGCUCCAGUUGCCUUAAAGAACAAGUUUGAGAUUGAAUGUGAUGAAGGAGACAAUGAUGUUUGGAGUUUGCCUUUGGAGUUUUCCAUAACAGACUGGGUGCGCACCAUGGCCUUAUAAAAGCAAAUUCAGACCCAGUGAUGAUCUGCUAGUCUGGGCUAAUCAAAUAUUUCUUUUUGUUUAAUUUUUCUCUGUUGAAACACUUCUACUUUUCCUCUUUAUUUCCUCCUAUUGGUCAGUCUUUGUCAUGCUCUAAUUGAGUGACAGGAGGAUUAAAAUAGCAAUAUAAAGUUUUGAAGUGUAAAUUAAUAUUCAUAAAAUUUAAAUCACAAGCUCUAAAAAUUAUAUUUUUUUGCUGUUUUGUCUACUCCUAAGACUAGUUACUGUAAUGUUAAGCCCCGUUACUGGAUCAUUUAAAAGAGUUGCCAAGUUGACAGAAAAGCUAUGAAAAAAGCAAAGGUUAAUAAUAAAUAAAUUAUUAAUUUGUUGUGUGCAAGGGCUGUUAUGAGCAGUUUACGGAUCUACUACUUAUAUUUGUAGCCCUAUGUGAUGACUGCCAUGUCUUUACCAGUCUCUUACUCUUUGGUAGCAGAGCCAGCUGGUGUGGUGUUGUUGAGAUAAUACUUUUUGUCAGUCUUUUGUGCUUGAAUCUAAAGAGAGCUGAAGAUCACUGGACUGUUGCCUUGUGCUGUUCUUUGUCAAACACAGAGUAUAGACUAGUUUUGGACCUGCUGACAGACUAUCGUUACAACUGAAGGAGCAGCUAAGAAGUUAUGCAAGAUUGAAUAGAUACUGUGUUGUGCAGAAUACAAAGCAUUUUGAAACAGUUUGAAAAGAACGGAUGAGAGAUUUUGUCUUGAGAAACAGGACAUAGUGUGUAAAUUAUUUUAAAUUCUGAUGUGGAUUUUAUUGAUUUUUUUCUGACAAUGUUUUAUAUUUGUCUUGUGUUUUUAUAUAUUUAACACAGAUCAAUUUGUAAGAGAAAAGAACUAAAUAUUUUAUGGACCUACAGGAGUUAAACCUUGGUUAAAAGUGUAAGACUGUUGUGACUUAUAUAUUUCUGAGUGGACAGAGUUUGCCUUAAAAAGCAUUUUGAAGGAUCUUGGUUUGGUUGAUUGUUUGGUUGCUUUGCGUGAAUCCCUUUAUUUGUUGUAAUGACAGGCUAUUAUAUGUAACAGUACAAUUACUUUUAGUACCUCCAUAAUGCAGGUCAGGGCCAUACAUCUACAGUGGUUUAGUGCAAUAUUUAAAUCAUGUCUUUGGCUGCCGUCGCUAUUGAAGACCUAACAUUACAUCAAGAUGAAUUCAAAAAGAGUGAAAAUUAAAAAUGGUGUAUGUUCAUGUACUUAGAUGUACUUUCUAAACAGGAUAUGAGAUGAAAGAUGUAAUGGUAAAUAAUCAGUGUUAUUUCCUUUUACAUUCAAUAUAAUAAAGUUUUAAAGGGCCUAUAUUAUGCAAAAUGAUCUCUUGUGAGCUCAAAGCCAUGUUAGAAUGUUGUUACCUCAUCAAAUAUAACAAAACACAACUCCGAGUAUGUUAUCAAUGAGGAAACAACAUUAUAACAUAGAUCAGAAAAUAGCAUAAUAAAGACCCUUUAAAAAGUUUUAAGAAAUUAUGUUCACAAACAUGACAGUUGCAGCUAAUUCCAGCAUCGUAUAAAAAAUUGUAAUUGUAAAUUUGGAUAAGGCACCAGUUUACUGUCACAUUCAUACUGAGCACACACAAGUCCUAAAUGCAAUGUGAAAUAUCAAAAGGUUCUGCUUAGGGUUCAAAUAAACUCACCAGUGUUCAUCUCUGUUGUACUGUAUAAAUAUAAAACAUAAUAUGCAACUUGGAGUGGCAUGUGUGUCGUAUCAGUGCCACAAA
Boleophthalmus pectinirostris (great blue-spotted mudskipper) is the source of this 4753-nucleotide messenger RNA. RefSeq names its product protein kinase, AMP-activated, alpha 2 catalytic subunit (gene prkaa2). The coding region runs from base 162 to 1841 and encodes 559 amino acids. Gene Ontology annotation, cellular component: cytoplasm. Lineage: Eukaryota; Metazoa; Chordata; Actinopteri; Gobiiformes; Gobiidae. Gene Ontology annotation, biological process: intracellular signal transduction; protein phosphorylation. Gene Ontology annotation, molecular function: protein serine/threonine kinase activity; ATP binding. The record is from RefSeq and is a predicted model, not a curated record. The transcript has 10 exons.